UGGCUCGCUGAGCUGAUUCGUCACGAAGGACGUGGUGACUUCGCAUACAAUACUUGUGUGGGCUGUGAUUCGGACGCUGGCGAAACCCUUUAUCGUUGCGACGACUGCUGGGAUCUACGGUUCUACUGUGGAGAAUGUACUCUCAAUCGACAUCGCCGCAAUCCAUUCCAUCGCCUGAAGAGCUGGACAGACGGUCGACUCUGCAAGACGACCCUCAAGAAGAUAGGCCUACGCAUCCAGAUGGGCCAUGCAUAUGGCGACGCAUGCAUCAAUCCCCAGAGAGCCUUUGGUGACGAUUUCGUCGUGCUGGAUGUUUCCGGUAUUCACGAAGUCGCUGUUGAUUACUGCGGCUGCGAGACUGCCGAGCCGAAACAUACUCAACUGCUGCGCUCGCGACUCUUUCCGGCUACACGCAUCGAUCCCAAGACGGCCGCGACGUUUCGCCUGAUGGAGUACUACCACGUCCUUCACAAUCAGACGAAGGCAUCGGGCUUCGAGUUUUUCAAUACACUUUCGAGAAGGACAGACAACACGGGGACAGAGGAACCGAAGGUA
Fomitopsis serialis is the source of this 555-nucleotide messenger RNA. RefSeq lists its product as uncharacterized. The annotation marks the transcript as partial. The transcript has 2 exons. The record is from RefSeq and is a predicted model, not a curated record. NCBI's taxonomy places the organism in Eukaryota, Fungi, Basidiomycota, Agaricomycetes, Polyporales, Fomitopsidaceae.